This is a messenger RNA of Syzygium oleosum, 789 nucleotides long. RefSeq lists its product as uncharacterized. The record is from RefSeq and is a predicted model, not a curated record. The transcript is spliced from 3 exons. NCBI's taxonomy places the organism in Eukaryota, Viridiplantae, Streptophyta, Magnoliopsida, Myrtales, Myrtaceae. Bases 109 to 435 code for a protein of 108 amino acids.
UGGUUGUGGACCUACUUUUUGUUUAUAAAUUUGGUCUUCAAAUUCUACUUUAAUGACCAAUGACUGCUAAAGUAUUAUCUUUGCAAAUUGUUUGUUUCUUGUCUAAGGAUGAGUGACUGUGAUUUUGCAUUUUUGCCUAUCCUCAACCGUAGGAUUUGGAUGCAGCGGAGGCACUCAUUCAAGGUUAGUCACGAUGAGCAUCUAAUAGCUGGAAGCUCAGAUGAGGUCUGGGUGGUUUCUCAAGGCAAGGUGGCGCCUUUUCUUGGUAAUUUUCAGGACUAUAGGAAGGUGCUUCAGUUUUCCUUGAAUAAGGUGAAUCUAGUUAUUGACAUCAAGAGAGAGUGGUUCAAUGGGUUCACAUUACCUUACAAAACAGAAAAUGAGGCUCAGCUACAUAGAGAAAGCGAAAAAGGACGAAGAGAGGAUUGUUGCUGAUAUACAGGACGGACUCACAGUCACACUGGCCCUCGUUUGUCAUAUAUACUUGAUAAGGGCUCGUGGAAGGAUGAGUCUAAGUUUUUGACAUUGAGCAUGCAGUAUCAUUUGCAAUAGCUUAAGAACUGAGUUGGGAUUGUGGUCCUGGUAUAAUUUAUGAUUCUUUGCACAUUUUGUCCUAGCAAUAGGUCCAUUUGUUGUGCCCCUGGAAGUUUGAUACUCUAUCGCCGCGGAAGUCAGCUUUCCGAUGCACAGUAAAAUGAUUUAAUCAUUUGCGAAAGAACCAUUUUAGCACAGUAAAUUAUUUUGUAAGACAAUCUAUUUUUUGAGAAAGCUGUAUGAAUAUAUUUUCCC